This is a messenger RNA of Perognathus longimembris pacificus (Pacific pocket mouse), 231 nucleotides long. RefSeq names its product late cornified envelope 6A (gene Lce6a). The transcript has a single exon. The record is from RefSeq and is a predicted model, not a curated record. Lineage: Eukaryota; Metazoa; Chordata; Mammalia; Rodentia; Heteromyidae. Bases 1 to 231 code for a protein of 76 amino acids.
AUGUCACAGCAGAAGCAGCCAUCCGGGGAACCUCCAAGCGCUCCCAAAUGCUCCCCACCUCAGUGCCCACAUACCCAGUGCCUGGUCCCCUGCGGGGCUCCAUGUGCUGCUCCCCUUUCCUGUCUUCCAAAGCUCCCUGCGCAGUGUCCAGCCCACCCCAAGAGAGCUCGCAGACAGCCUAGCUGUGUCAGCGGAGGCACCACCUACCCCUGCAAAGAGGAGGAAUGCUAA